Messenger RNA from Stomoxys calcitrans (stable fly), 900 nucleotides. RefSeq names its product dnaJ-like protein 60. The coding region runs from base 102 to 704 and encodes 200 amino acids. NCBI's taxonomy places the organism in Eukaryota, Metazoa, Arthropoda, Insecta, Diptera, Muscidae. The record is from RefSeq and is a predicted model, not a curated record. The transcript has 4 exons.
CACCGCGGAUUCUGCUUGCGUCUUAAGCCUACUGUUUAUAUAUAUAUAUAUAUUUUUGUUAUUAUGCAAAGAUAGAAUUGUUAAAAAAGUAUCAAAAUUAAAUGGACAAGGCUGGCGGUAAUAGUGGGCAAUCGGAAACAUUGUACGAUAUUUUGAAAGUACCCAGCGAUUGCAGUGACAAGGAAAUACGCAGUGCCUAUGUUCAGUUGUCCAAGAAGUUUCAUCCGGAUGUAAAAGGCGGUGGAAAAACAAAUGAUCAACAUGCUGAUUUUCUCAAAAUCUCAGAAGCCUAUCAAACGCUUAGGACUCCGAAAACACGACGCGAAUACGAUGAACUGCUAAAAGCAUCAAAAAACAUGAGAAUUAUUGAAAUGGGAAAUUCUGCAAAGACGAUAUAUCACCGACCCUGGGAAAUAAAACCUAAUUAUGAUCCAAAUCCUGGACCCUACUAUGGCAUUAAUGGCUUCAACAGAACUACAAACUCAAAAGUGGCUGCUGCAAUUAUUCUAUUGGGAAUUGCUGGGGGUAUUUUUGGCUUUUUCUCUGUGAAACAUUCAUUUACUCUCAACCAAAAGCGUCUGGAUGAAGUAUCUGCCAAGGCUAGUGAACAUCAUCAGCGAAUAAGAGCUCAAGUACACAAUUCAACAAGAGAAGAAAAUCUGCGUCGUUUAGUUGAGCGAAUGACAAACCGCAAUGAUAGAUAAUUUUGGCUUUACUUUUAAAAAUUUAUAUUUGUACAAAUCUUGGGCAUCAACAGAUAAGUCAUAGAUUACAACUCUAUGUUAUCAGUUAAUGCAAAAAGUUUUGCUGCAAAUAUGUAUAUUUUGUAAUAAAAAUUAGCAAAUUUAUGUAGAAUCACUAUUUAGAAAAUUAGUUCUAUGAGGAUAUUUGUGUAUAUAU